Messenger RNA from Oppiella nova, 2813 nucleotides. NCBI's taxonomy places the organism in Eukaryota, Metazoa, Arthropoda, Arachnida, Sarcoptiformes, Oppiidae. The record is from the annotation of a GenBank genome assembly.
CCCUUUCAGUGAUAAACACAAACACAACAUAACAGUACGUAUUGUCCGUCAAAGCCGUGGAUCAGCUCUUGGAUGUCUUAACCGCUUAUACGAACCCCUCGGUGGACAUGGAGGACGACUUGAAGAGCCACUACGACUGCAUUAUCACCGGGACUGGACUGACGCAGUCGGUGGUGGGGGCGGCGUUGGCCAGAGUCGGCAAAAGUGUGUUUCAUUGCGACCAAAACCACUUCUACUCACAGGAGUGGCAGUCCAUGAACUUCACGCACGCCGUCAACUGGUGUCACACCACACAUACCGGUGCCGCCAUCGAUGGCGAAUCGGGUGCCAGUGCUCGCCAUCAACCCCUACCCGCGUCCACACACCCGGACCUACGACUGCUGAGGGAUCGGGAGCUGUACCGCAACUGCCGAAGAGGUGAUGUCGUGUCAAAUGUGUGCCAAAUAUCCUAUUUAUGCGAUGAGGACGCGCCGGACGUCACCCCAACAGCUCCUGUCGCUCCCGAAGAGGUCGAUGUCGGGCCAGUGGUGGCAGAGAUGGCGCCCGACGUAGCGGUGGGUGAGGUCGCGGCCGCCGCAGCCCAACCAGACGGUGAUAAUGAGGCGCCGAUGGAGACGACCGCCGAUGACGAUAGGCCUCAGAGUUGGUCGCUCUUGAGGUUCAACCUCGAGAGCCGGCGAUUCAAUUUGGAUCUAACGCCACGACUGCUCUACAGUCGCGGCUCAAUGGUCGACCUCCUGGUGUCGUCCAAUAUCUCGAGAUAUGCCGAGUUUAAGGCGAUUACACGCAUACUGACCACCAUUGAUGACCAGAUAGUGGAGGUGCCGGUCAGUCGCGGCGAUAUCUUCAACAAUAAGGACGUGUCGGUGAUCGACAAGAGAAUGCUUAUGAAGUUUAUGACAUUCUGUAGCGAAUACGACAGACAUUACGCCGACUACGAGAAGUAUGAGAACCAACCGAUCGGGGAAUUCCUAUCGGCACAAAACCUGUCGCCAAUCCUCCAGAACUUCAUACUCAACGCCAUUGCAAUGGCACCGGACACCUGUCCCACGAAGGACGCCCUAAAACUGAUUCAUAACUUCAUACACAGCGCCGGUAGGUUCGGGAAUACGCCUUUCCUGUUCACGCUGUACGGCACGGGAGAGCUGCCGCAGGCCUUCUGCCGACUGUGCGCUGUGUUUGGCGGCACCUACUGUCUGAAGAAGCGCUGUGACGCACUGGUAGUCGACGACAGCAAUGCGUGCAAAGCGGUUGUGAUGGACGGCCACCGCUUUGACUGCGAUUUCGUGGUCACCGACUAUACGGUCGCCGAUUGCGAGGGAAAGGCGUGUGAGACGAGUGAUACGGACGUGAAAUACAUAUCGCGAGCCAUUCUGAUCAGCGACGGGUCGAUCAAAAGGGCCGAUACGGAGCACCUAUCGCUCCUACACAUACCGGCGUCGGCCGAUAAUAAGGCGCCGGUUUUUCUCAUAGAAGUCGGUUCAUCAGCACUGGUCGCACCCAAAGGCCUUUAUGUGCAGUACUUGUGGUGCGACUCAAUGGGCGAUAAUGCGAAACACGAUUUGAUGCCAAUCGUGAAAAAGUUAUACAACUUUACGCCCGAAACGGACGCCCAGAAGCCGAAAGCCCUGUGGAGUGUGUACUUCAACCAGAGGUGCACUAAACCCGUUAUUCCCGAUCUGCCCGCAAAUGUUUACGUCACGACUCCUCCCAUCAAUGAACUAGACUUUGAUUUCGCUAUAAAUGAGGCCCGAACGAUAUUCAAGUCGAUGUACCCCAACGAGGAAUUCCUACCGCGAGCUCCCGAUCCCAAUGAGAUUAUAUUCGAUGGCCCGCAGAAUGAUGUAGAGCUGAAUGAGCCCAACAACCAGCCCAUGGCACCGAUCGAGCCGUGUAUUUGUGUCCACGAGUCGGACAAACAGAUAUCAAUCGCAUGUAUGGGCGCUGAUGUCGACGACUAUAACAUCGAGAUAAUCAUCGAUAAUGUCAACCAUUAUCUCCUCUCAAACUCGCAAACUAUACUCAAAAAGUUUCAAAUGACAAACACCUCGGUCACUGAACUAACUGAAAGGGUGUUUGGGAUAAUACCGUACGUAACCGUCGAGGUCUACGACAAUAAACUCCUAAACCUCUCAAACUUCACCGAAAAGUCGUUGAUAUCAGCCUUAUAUACACUAAAAUCGUUUUACGCCGCAAACAACCAGUUAUACGACAGCACCGGUAGUCAAUUGGUCUCAGCGUUUGCCAACUUUCCACACCUGGAGUACCUGACCAUCAAAGAGAGUAAUGUAGAGAUCAUAUCCAAGAACUCGUUCCCCAGUGUCCGACAAAAUCACAUAAAAUACUUGGAUUUGAGUGGCAAUGGCAUCACACAUGUGGAGGAAUACGCUUUCCACGGAUUAUCGCAUUUAAUUCAUUUGGAUUUAAGUAACAAUAGUUUGACUCAAUUGGACGCCAACUCGUUGGCCAUCCGGAGCCCAUCCGCCCAACCCUUACAGCUAUGGCUGCAGUCAAACCAACUGACAUCCCAUGAGUUGAGCCCUAAACUGUUCCCGAGUAUUAAGCGUCCAUUAAUGGUGUUUAUGGCCGACAAUAAUAUGCAUUACUUUCCCGAAAGUGUCUUCAGGGAAGUGAUUGAAUCCGAUGAUUAUUAUUUGGUUGACGUCAACGACAACCCAUUCCUCUGCGACUGUGAGCGACAUAAAUGGCUGUUCAGUAUUGAUAGGCAUUUGCGGUCAAAGAUCCGGAAUAUGUAUUGCAGUGAACACACCAUUUGGCACUUCGAGGACAUUGUCACUAAGAAUUGUGUCUAA